This is a messenger RNA of Dreissena polymorpha, 1110 nucleotides long. Its product is annotated as protein phosphatase 1 regulatory subunit 27-like. Gene Ontology annotation, molecular function: protein binding; phosphatase regulator activity; enzyme inhibitor activity. Lineage: Eukaryota; Metazoa; Mollusca; Bivalvia; Myida; Dreissenidae. Bases 239 to 754 code for a protein of 171 amino acids. The transcript is spliced from 4 exons. Gene Ontology annotation, cellular component: cytoplasm. The record is from RefSeq and is a predicted model, not a curated record.
GUUCGAAUAGUCGGAUAACAACCGCGUGUGUGAAAACGGCGGAAGUGUUACCGCUGGCUUUUACCGGAUAUCGGAUAUUGUAUAAGUCGAUUCUGUCCCAACCAGUUAUGAAACUGUUACACCAUUGCAUAGCUCUGAUUUAUCUCCACGGCGUGCAUGAAGGAUUAUGAGAGAAAUAUCACAAGGCUAAAAUUAUUAAUUAUAUUAUUAAGGAAGCCUUUCGAAAAAUAAUGUGACAAUGAGCCGAAGAGCAAGCUUGUAUGCCAAAGAAAAUCCGGAAGGCAAAAAAGCCAAAGGCGUGCGGUUUUCGGACGAACUUGUGUUUCUGGACAACAUCAAAGAGAAUGACGUCAAAGCCCUGGGCCUCAUGUUACGACGAGCAAGUCUACAGGUGGACAUUAGUGGAAUAAAUGAUGCAGGUCUGACCCCUCUACACCAGGCGGUCCUGGACGGGAACGAGGCUGCAGUGGGGCUUCUGGUGACCCACGGAGCUGACAUCAACAAACAAGACGAGGAUUCGUGGACGCCGCUACACGCUGCCUGCGCAGAAGGACAUGCGCAUAUUGUUCAGUUUCUCUUGGAGAACGGUGCAGACAAAAGCAUAUUGACAGAUGACGGGGAGCGACCUUUAGAUCUCGUGGAUCCGUCCGACAUGGAAACAGUACGUGUAAUGCUUAGCAACAUUCAACCAGAAAACAAAAACCAAUCAGAUGACGAUUUGGAAAAUGACGUCACAGUGCCAGUAACUGGUUAGACAUGAAUAAACAAGUGUCGUCACUAAACAUAACAGUAUUGAAGUUUACGCAAAUAUCGAGUUUAUCAAUUUGUCAUUACUGGAAGGAGAAAAUACUGUGUCACUAUGUCGAUGAAUUGCCCAUCAUAUAUCAUUCGUUUAACGGGUAUGCAUAUGUUCAUUUUUAAUAUCAAAGGAAUUAUUUGACAUUGAUGUUGAUAAUCAGUCGCCCUUUAUUGGUUUUAUUCCAUAGACAUGUCAGUCUAUUGAAGUUGGGAAAAAGAUUAGUAAAUCCGAACAUAUGCGAAAACUUUAAUUGUACAGGUUUGUGUUCUUGUAAAUAUAGCUCGGCAAUAUAAAUUCAACACUGACCUCAA